UUCUAUUUAAAAAUUAGAAAACAAUGAUACUGUGUAGAAGGUAUAAAGAAUAUUUAGGUUUUGACAAGCAUCUUUAUCAGUCAUGAAACCUAAUUGAACAUAUGGAAGUUAUAACUAGGACAUCUGUACCGAAAAUACAUGAUGCUUUGAACAACUACAUGCUGCAGUUGAAGAUUUAGAUCUGAAACUGGGAACCAGCCAGGAUGGUUCAGCUGGGAUAUGACAGUGAUGAUGAGGAGGAGGGAUUUAUGCUGGAACCAGUCAAGCAAAAAUUUACAAUCCGUAAACCAGUCACACCAUACGUCUGCUCCACACCAUGUGACUUUGAUCUAGAGAGAGAAUUCCUGGCACAAGAAGUGUUUCCUCAACUUGAAGAGCUUUGCCAACAACGAGGGACGGCAUUCUCUCCGAUAGAUAUACAAUGGACCCCAGACAGUAUUCAGACAGAAAGUGGACACCUUUUACGAAUAAAUCUAGACUUUAUAAUGAGAUGCACUCCAUAUUUUAUAUGUUUACUUGGAGAAACAUAUGGGCCUCAUAGAACACCGGACGGUGGGAAACUGCCUGAAAGUUUACAUACUUUACCUGACGAUGCAUCAUGGAUUGAUAAAAACUAUUUGGUAGCUGCCAGUGCUGGAUACUCUUGGAUAUUGAAAGAGGUACACCAGAAUUGCAGUAUUCCAGAACUGGAAAUAAUUCAGGCUGCAUUCCUCAGUGAUAACAGAUACUGUCAUUUCUACUACAGACAACCAGAACAUCUAGACCACAAAUUACAAGAUAUAGCAGAGGGUGAAAAACAGAAGACAAUAGCUUUGCAUAAGCCUGAGAGUGAAUAUGCAGACUUGAAUAUUCGAGAUCUGAAACAACGUAUUGUGAACAAGGGACUGCCUGUGAAAUAUUUUCAGACAUGUGGUGAGCUCGGUACACGUGUACUUGCUGACUGGAAGGAGAUCAUUGAUGAACUGUAUCCACCACUACUUGAUGGCCUUGGGAUGUUCGACACUGAAGAGUACAGAGAGUGGCUGUGUCAUGAAGUAUUUUCGGAGAGCAGACGACAUAUUUACUUAAAUCAUUCAGAGUUACGUACCUUGAAAGGAGAUUUGACAAAGUUCUGCAGCACUGUGCUUGAUGAACCAGGAUUGGACCAAGAGGAAGACUUUGGUCAUUACAAACCUUAUACAGUGUCAAAUGUUCUUCGUAAACAACCAGAGGUAGUUGUGAAACAUAAGUCAAUCUUUGUGCUGAAGGCAGACCGAGGAAUGGGGAAGUCAUCUAUUGUAGCUAACUGGGUUAAACAAUUUAGCGCUGAACACUCAGAGGUGAAGGUCAUCAGUCAUUUUGUUGGCUGCAGCGGAAGGAGCCGAGAUGUUACAACCUUUCUGCGGAGAUGCAUUUCAGAAUUGAGAGAGGAAUAUUUAACAGAAGAUGAUGAUGGUCAUCCUGAUGGUGAGGUUGCCAGGCAACAUUUUAAGGAGCUGUGUGGAAGUUUCCAGUCAGCUAUUUCACUUGGACCUUGUGUGCUGUUGAUAGAUGGAGUAGAUGAACUAGGGGCUUCUAUGGGGCUUAGCCCACAAGAGAUAAAGACAUUUUCCUGGAUACCACUGCCAUUACCGCCACAGUGUCGUAUUGUAGUAACGACCUUGAACUCUGACCUUAGUCACAGCAACUUAACGAAAAGGCCAGACACCAAGGUCAUGUCUUUGUCAAGCUUAAGCACAACAAAAGUUAAGGCUGAGAUGCUAGAAGAUCACAUGCAGAUGCAUUUUGACCAUCUUAAACGAACACAGUUACAAACAAUAUUUGAAUCUAAGUUGUCAGGGAGGCCAUUAUUUCUGAGAAUUCUGGGAAACGAGAUGUGCUCAUAUAGUGUGUAUACGGACUUGAGUGUUUAUACAGAUACGAUAAGGGAAAUGUGUACUUCUAUACGUGACUUAUUUGUGCGGUGCUUCAAACGUUGGUCUCAGGACCACAGUUGGACAUAUGAGGUAUUAUCUGCUGAACAAACAGAAAGCGACACUGCUGAUUUUAUUGGAUGGGUGCCAGAUGUGUUACGUCUGCUUGCUGUGUCAAGGUCAGGACUAACAGCCAAUGAGAUACUAGAUACUCUUGUUUCCAUGGGUUACCGGGAGAAUGUGAAGGUCACACAGUUUGAUUGGUUAAUGUUUCAGCUAUGUAUGGGAGACAAUAUUACGCAAAGCACAUAUGGAAUGUUAAAUUUCUCACAUCAACAUAUGAGAGAAAUUGUGGAAUACGUUCUUCUACGCAUAGUGAAACCAUCUACAGCUGAGAUAAUUUCUCACUCUGACAGUGAUAAGGAAUGGAAGAAACAGAAGAGAGAGUUUAAUCAGUAUCUCGUGAAAUAUUUCGUUUGCCAGAAUCACAGUCAAAGGCGAGCUGAAGAGUUACCAUGGCAACUGUUGAUGGCAGGAGAGAUGAAAAAGUUAGCUGAAAUCCUUGCUGAACCUCAAAUGUUUGAGAGCCUGUAUGAUGCUGAGAACAGAUACCCCUCUAAUCACUAUGAUCUGAGGCGGUACUGGUACUACCUGGAGAAAGAGGGUCACAGUGCUGUAGACAUGUAUAAUCAGCUGCUGCUUAGAUUAGGGGUACUCAAACCAGAACCAGAAAAAAUAGAGGUUGAAAGUAUAGAAGAAAGCGGUUCAGUGUCAGAUUUGUCAGAGGCCAGCUCUACUGGAAAAUCUGAGGAGGUUCAGCCUCCAAUCAUGCUGUUUUCCCCAGCCUCACCAAACAUUCCAUCAAUCUUCACCACCCCAGCAUCUGAAACCAAACUGUCUGUAAUAGAUGAAGCCAGUGAUAUCAUGUCAAAGGAUGACAGAGGCAGUAUAGAGGACAUUACAAAUGGUGGUGACUCAGUUUUCCUCACACAAGGUAUUGAAACUGAGGAAAAGAAGUUUGAUUUGAGCCCAGCUGAAGUGACUGCUCUUACAUGGCAUGUUAGUCAAUUCAUUUUGGAGCUUGGACACAGGCAGGCAGGGGAAGCAAUUCUGAUGGCUUUAAACUCAAGACUUAUGCAGCCUGAUGACACAGAUGAGAAUUAUCCCCUUGUGGAAGGUGACCAGUUGAUCCAUGCCAAAGUUCAGGAGUGUCUAGGUCAGCUAUAUUUAAAUCAGAAUCAUCUUGACCUUGCUGAGAAAUGGUACAAGAAAGCUCUACGCACUGUGAUGGACAUGUUUGAAAUAGAAGAAACUUCAAGCUUGUUUACAGAACUACAGUGCUUAAAAGGAAAAGUAAUACAGCAGAUAGGCUGUCUCCGUCUGCAGGAAGGUAUGAUAGAUGAUGCUGAUGACCUCCUUGAAGAAGCCCUUGACCUUGCUGAGGUCACACAUAAACUCACUGCGAGGGCAGCAGCACUUUUCCACAUAGGAACAUUGAGAAUGCAUCAGCAUGAUUAUUUAAUGGCAGAAACAAAUCUACGCAAGAGUUUGAUACUGCGACAAAAAUGGUACGGUAGAAAUCACACUUUGGUAGCAGAAGUCCUUUAUAAGCUUGGAAUAUUGAUGGCUGAUGAGGACAAUGACAAGGGGUAUGAUAGAGGGGCUGCCAGUGAUGCUUUUAGAAGAUGUCUUCAGAUAAGGGAAUUCCAUCUGGACAAAGAUCAUAUUCAAGUUGCUGAAGUACUUUUUGAGCUAGGAAAGUUGUUAAAGCAUGAGACCAGCUAUUGUGGAAGAGCUGAAUGUAACAGCCUGUUGACGAGAGCAUUAGAUAUCAGAAUUACCAAACUUGGAAGUGAGCAUAUUGAGACGAGAGCAGUUCGCCAGUACUUAAACAAUCUAGAGAUAUCACUGAAGUCAGCCAAGCAUGACAGUAGAUCAUCAGAGAGGCCAUAUAGCUCCCUCUCAUGGAGGGGUCACGACUUAGCAAACAUCGAAAAGAAAUCACGUCUGCAGUCUGGUAAAACAAGCAGCUAUGGCCAAGUAUCACGUCCUGGAAGUCAGUUGUCCCGGACUGGUAGUCAUAUAUCACGUACACAUAGUCAGAACAUUUCUCGGCCGGUUAGUAGCCAGAUGGACUUUACAGGUGCAACGAUAAGUCAGAAGACUAAUUUGAUGUCAUACCUCCCAGCAUCGGAAAGAUUAAUGCUUGAAUCGACUACUACUACCCCAAGGCUUCUACAACGAGAAACUGUACACAGAAAAUUAAAACAGAAAGAAAACUUGUAUCGGCAAUCUCCAGAGAUAUCUCCACAUUCUCCACGUGGUGAUCAGCAGUUCGAGGAGGAGAGGAAACAUGUCAGCAUUGAGGUAGAAUCUGAUCAUGUUAAAAAAUCUCAAGAUGUUAACGACAAAGUCUUGUUAGAUAGUUAUGCGGAAGAUGGCGAAAAAUCUGCUGUUAAGUUCAAAACUAAAACCGUAGCUUUACGGCGAUCACCUGAAGAGCCCAUGGGAAGGGAAACACCUCCAGAAAGACUUUAUCGUCGCUUUGGUAGUCCGGAAAAUAUGAUUCGAGGUGGAUCAACUGUGGGCGCAAGGUCUGGUGAAGUUACACUACGUACAUCUGAAAUGAGUUUGGUUCCCAAAAAAGAAUCUUCUCUAAGACAAAAGCGUCCAGUUGGUAGUGCCAGAAGUGCAAGAAGCGUUGGUAGUUCAUUGUAUACCAGUGCUUCGGGAGCAUCUAUAGCAAGUCAUAAAUCAAACUGUGAUAUACCCCGUGGGCCACAUAGUAUUCAUAUCAGUAAUGCUAGAAGCACAACAAUGGGACCACAUAGCUCUGUUAACAGUUUAAUGGGAGACACAGGACCCAAGGAUAUUUCUCACGGUAUCCAUCAUAAAUCUGCCUGGUACCAUGUUCCAGGCCGCUAUGGUACUGUGGAAAAAAGUUACGCCCCUAAAAGAUCGCAGAGACGUAUGGAGGCUAAGAAAUUGGAAAAAUCGAUUUCUCCAGUCAUUCCUGAUCCUUAUACAACAUUCAUGAAAAGCGAUUACAGGAAAAACAAUCCAAGAAUGCUAAACAAGGGUUACCCAGGUAAAGGCGGCCAUACCUGUAGCAAGGGUCAGACGUACACACCAUACCCACGUAAUGAUAAAAAACAGUAUGUUAUAUGUGAUCGGUGUCAGAAGGAAACUGAAGAAAUUAUUGCAGCACAAGAAAAUGAAUUACUUGGAAUAGUAGAGGGAGGGAUGCAAGAAGGAAUGAUGUUGGCCCCGACUGUGAAUGGACUGACGGCCCCUGACAGGCCGAGACAAGCAAGUUAUGUAUAUGAAGAGCCAAUUAUUCCAGAUGAUUAUGGCAUGUAUCAGAAUACUGGAAGUAUGGUCACUUUCAAAGAUGCUGUUGUCAUUAAUUAGAUAAUUAGUCACAAACUUUAUCUCUUCAUUUUAAUUAAAACAGUGCUAAUUAUUACCUGUAACCAGCUGUGAUAAAGACACCUUUGCUGCACAGACUAUGCUCUGAAAAGCCGUCCAGUUUAAUGAACUUUUUCCUUGGGACUGUCUAUAUAUUUAAAUCUUUGAGUAAAUGACUGGUAUUUAGAUCCCCAUGUAAAAGACUGUGAUAUAAUUAUUAUUUGACGGGACUAAUAUUCAUGAAUUUCCUCAGAUCCAAAGCUUGUGGUAAUCAGUUAGAAAUAAAUCUUUGUGAAAAAAAAAAAGAACCCAUUAUUUUAUUCAAAAUCUUUGAAGCUUUGAAGAGUUUUUAUACAUACAUGAAAGGAAUGCUCCGUAAUAAUAUUUUUAAAUCAACAGAUUCAUAUUCACAUGAAAUAACAAUUUUUGCCGACACCACAAAAUUUUAAAUGUAUACAUUAAACUUUGAAGUAUUUGUUACAAUGGCAUUAUCAUAUUUUUAGAUCUGAAUACACUAAAUGUUGAUCUCCAGUUGUGAGUCCAUGUUCUACUACAUGUAUAUUUUUUGUAACUUUGACCCCAGGUGACAAUCUUUUUUCCUCUAUGUUUUCUCUUCCGUGGAUUAAUACAAAACUUAUUGUUUUAGACUAAUGAAAGGAAAGCAUCAUGCUUUCAGAAGAAUGUUAACUCAUCAGUUUUUAAGAACUGAGAAUGUUAGUUUCUGUGAAAUUGUUAAUAUUGUUGAGGGAAUAUUAUUUGCAUAUUUUUUUGUGUUCCAUUGUUAGGUCAAUCCUUGAAAUUAAAUCUCAACAAAUGAGUAAACUUCCCAUUUUUUAUGUCUGUAAAUUCAUAUCCCCUUGAAACAGCCAUUUUGAAUUUCAUGCCUAUGGCAUUAAACAAUUCUACAGUAUGCAGAAGAAAUGUGUUGUAAAAUAGAAUGAAAUUUAAAAAAAAAAUAACAUGGACAAUUUAAGUCUAUUGCAACUUCUGUUUAUGUUUUUGUCUUAGUCUUCUUCAGAGCUAAUCAUAUAAGGGAAGUCUAUCUUUUAAAUUGUAUCUUUUUAAAGUAAAGUAGAAGAAAUAAAACAGUUUCACUGUAUUUUUGAUACUACUCAUAAUUUUUAGUAUCCACUUCAAAAUGAUUUCAUUUUUUUUAGCUCACCUGUGCCAAAGGCUCAUGGUGAGCUUUUGUGACCGCUCAGUGUCCGUCAACAUUUUCUAAAAAAAUAUUCUUCUUGAAAACCACUGGGCAGAAUUACACCAAACUUCACAGGAAUGAUCCUUGGGUGGCCCCAUUUCAAAUUUGUUCAAAGAAUUGAAUUCCAUGCAGAACUCUGGUUGCCAUGGCAACCGAAAGGAAAAACUUUAAAAAUCUUCUUGUCCAAAACCACAGGGCCUAGGGCUUUGAUAUCUGGUGUGUAGCAUCAUCUAGUGGUCCUCUACCAAGAUUUUUCAAAUUAUCCCCCUAGGUUCAAAUAUGGCCCUGUCCUGGGGGUCACAUGGUUUAUAUAGACUUAUAUAGGGAAAAAAUGUUAAAAAUCUUCUUUUCUGAAACCACAAGACUUAAGCCUUUGAUAUUUGUUUGUAGCAUUGUCUUAUGGUUCUCAACCAGAAUUGUUCAAAAUGUACCCCUUUGGUGAAAAGAGGCCCUGCCCUGGGGAUCCUAAGUAUUAUAUAGACCUAUAUAGGGAAAAAAACUUUAAAAAUCUUCUUGUCUAAAACCACACAACCUUUUGAUAUUUUUUAUGAUGCAUUGCCUAGUAGUCUUCCACCAAAAUUGUUUAAAUUAUACCCCUGGGAUUAAGAGGCCCUGCCCCGGGAUCAGUUAGUUAUUAUAUGAGUUAUAUUAGGAAAAAAUACUUAAAUAAUUAACUGAUCCUUUUUCCAAAAGAUAAUAGGUAAAGGUAGAUUUCUCGGAAGCACAGCUAGAGCACCAAAAACAUAGCCCAAGAGCCACACAUUUGCCAGCAACAAAAAGAAGCUGUAAUGGAAAAACAUUUCAGACAGGUUGCUCCAAGACUGUUUGAUUAUAAUUACCUGAUGAUCCCAAGUAAUAUGAUGUCACUUGACUGUGACCUUGACCUGCUGACUUACUUCCUUGUUUUUUAACAUACAGCCUUUAAAUUUGGAUAAUAUACACAGCUUUGCACACCGAUCGUAAAACUGAAUUUCAGUGACCAUGAAUGUGACCUUCUGACUUCUUUAAUAUUUUAACAUCAGUUUGACAUUUGAAACAUGUAGCUCAUAGUGCUCAGGUGAGCGAUCCAGGGUCAUCAUGACCCUCUUGUUUAAUUUUUAUAUACUUGUGUGUGUGUGAGCUUAGUUAUAGUUGGCAAUAACCCAUUUGGGUGACUCUCUCCAGAAGACUAAAUUAAUUAAUUUUAGCUGGAGGAGAGUGCAAGAUAGAGAAGACUUUCCAUUUCCAGGAGCUUCCCUGGUUCUUUAACAUGCCAGGUACAGAGGAUCCAUAGCUCAUUUUAUUCACACGUAAAAAAGCUAUAGUCAUUGCUUACAGCAUUUACUGCCCAUUUUUGAUGAAUCUAUUAAAGAUAUUUAUUUUACUGCAAUUUCAUAGAGAUUUUGUGUUUUUAAGAAUAUUUUCAACUUACAUUUAUACCCAUCUCUUGCUUAGAUGUUUCGUUAUUGGAAUGGUUUGCUGAUGGUUUUUACACCUAGAAUGUUUUGUGAUGUCAUUGGAUAUUUAAUUAAAUGCUAAAUUAGAUUUAACAAGGAACAAUGUCACCAGUGUAUUUUUUCUUCUUUAAAUGCACAUUCUGCUUCAGAUGUAUUAUUUCACAGCAUUAAUAUAUUAUAACAUCUUUCAUAGCAUUAAAUUUUGAAUAUUGUCUUGAGUAAUAUGUGAUAAAAUAAGACAUAGUUCUGUGUUAGUUACCUUAUGUACAGUAAAAUCAGAAAAUUUUCACAAGAGUUUUAUUUUUGCAAUAUUCCCAGACUAUCUCUGUGGAAGUUGAAAUGUUCUGUUAUUGUAAUAAAAAAUUAAUGGUCUUCUAUCUUUUGCAAGUUUGUCGUAUAUCGCAAAUAAGUUAUCAAUUCCAUUUUGUAACACUGAAAUAUUGAAAGCGCAAAAUUUAUACAUCUGGUAAUUAACAAUGAAAGAUGCCAUAUAGAUUUUUCACUAGUGUGAUUAAAUAUGGUUUAAACAAUUGAAAAGGUGAUACUAUGUGAUAGAAAGAAAAUGUGUUUGUUUUACAUCUAAGAUCGAAACAUUUUUCACUCAUAAGGAGAGAUCUUAUUAGCUCACCUGUCACAAAGUGACAAGGUGAGCUUUUGUGAUCGCGUGGCGUCCGUCGUCUGUCCGUCCGUGCGUGCGUUAGUGCGUGCGUAAACUUUUGCUUGUGACCACUCUAGAGGUCACAUUUUUCAUGGGAUCUUUAUGAAAGUUGGUCAGAAUGUUCAUCUUGAUGAUAUCUAGGUCAAGUUCGAAACUGGGUCACGUGCGGUCAAAAACUAGGUCAGUAUGUCUAAAAAUAGAAAAACCUUGUGACCUCUCUAGAAGCCAUAUUUUUCAUGAGCUCUUCAUGAAAAUUGGUCAAAAUGUUCACCUUGAUGAUAUCUAGGUCAAGUUCGAAACUGGGUCACGUGGGGUCAAAAACUAGGUCAGUAGGUCUAAAAAUAGAAAAACUUUGUGACCUCUCUAGAGGCCAUAUUUCUCAAUGGAUCUUCAUGAAAAUUAGUCAGAAUGUUCAUCUUGAUGAUAUCUAGGUCAAGUUCGAAACUGGGUCACGUGCGGUCAAAAACUAGGUCAGUAGGUCUAAAAAUAGAAAAACCUUGUGACCUCUCUAGAGGCCAUAUUUUUCAAGAGAUCUUCAUGAAAAUUGGUCAGAAUGUUCACCUUGAUGAUAUCUAGGUCAGUUUCGAAACUGGGUCAUGUGGGGUCAAAAACUAGGUCAGUAGGUCUAAAAAUAGAAAAACCUUGUGACCUCUCUAGAGGCCAUAUUUCUCAAUGGAUCUUCAUGAAAAUUGGUCAGAAUGUUCACCUUGAUGAUAUCUAGGUCAAGUUCGAAACUGGGUCAUGUGGGGUCAAAAACUAGGUCAGUAGGUCUAAAAAUAGAAAAACCUUGUGAUCUCUUCAGAGGCCAUAUUUCCCAAUGGAUCUUCAUGAAAAUUGGUCAGAAUGUUCACCUUGAUGACAUCUAGGUCAAGUUCGAAACUGGGUCACAUGCGGUCAAAAACUAGGUCAGUAGGUCUAAAAAUAGAAAAACCUUGUGACCUCUCUAGAGGCCAUAUUUCUCAAUGGAUCUUCAUGAAAAUUGGUGAGAAUGUUCACCUUGAUGAUAUCUAGGUCAGGUUUGAAACUGGGUUACGUGCGGUCAAAAACUAGGUCAGUAGGUCUAAAAAUAGAAAAACCUUGUGACGUCUCUAGAGGCCAUGUUUCUCAAUGGAUCUUCAUGAAAAUUGAUCAGAAUGUUCCUCUUGAUGAUAUCUAGGUCAAGUUCGAAACUGGGUCACGUGCGGUCAAAAACUAGGUCAGUAGGUCGAAAAAUAGAAAAACCUUGUGACCUCUCUAGAGGCCAUAUUUUCAUGAGAUCUUCAUGAAAAUUGGUGAAAAUGUUCACCUUGAUGAUAUCUAGGUCAGAUUCAGAAGUGGGUCACGUGCCUUGAAAAACUAGGUCAUUAGGUCAAAUAAUAGAAAAACCUUGUGACCUCUCUAGAGGUCAUAUUUUUCAAUGGAUCUUCAUGAAAAUUGAUCAGAAUUUUUUAUCUUGAUGAUAUCUAGGUCACAUGUGCUCAAAAACUAGGUCACUAUGUCAAAUAAUAGAAAUAACGACGUCGUACUCAGUUCAACACUAGGUCAUGUGGGGAUAGGUGAGCGAUUCAGGACCAUCAUGGUCCUCUUGUAUUUUUACAUGUGGUUAGGUCACUUGUGAGAAUAUUGCAUCCAGUAUUCACCUGGUGAAAAAUAUUUCAAUCUUACUCUGAAACAAACAAAUAUUCUCUAUUUUUCCUAGUGAAAAUAUCUGAUUUUACAGUGACAUGAGUGUUAUUGUGCUUUAUACAUUGUGAUUUUAUUGUUUUAUAUGAAUAGUGAUACAUAAUGUUAUGUUAGAACUUACUUUUUGUUUUUAAAUCAUGAAAAGAAUUAUUUAUUACAGACUUCUAUCAAUGUUAAAGAUUUAGUUAAUUAUACAUUAUUGAAAUGA
Mercenaria mercenaria is the source of this 10462-nucleotide messenger RNA. RefSeq lists its product as uncharacterized. Lineage: Eukaryota; Metazoa; Mollusca; Bivalvia; Venerida; Veneridae. The coding region runs from base 204 to 5303 and encodes 1699 amino acids. The record is from RefSeq and is a predicted model, not a curated record. Gene Ontology annotation, molecular function: protein binding. Gene Ontology annotation, cellular component: Cul4-RING E3 ubiquitin ligase complex. The transcript has 21 exons.